Aspergillus thermomutatus is the source of this 396-nucleotide messenger RNA. RefSeq lists its product as uncharacterized. Lineage: Eukaryota; Fungi; Ascomycota; Eurotiomycetes; Eurotiales; Aspergillaceae. The transcript is spliced from 2 exons. The record is from RefSeq and is a predicted model, not a curated record. The coding region runs from base 1 to 396 and encodes 131 amino acids.
AUGCCUCCUAGCAAUCAGAAUUCCAACAAUUCCCCCAAGCCCUGGGGAAGCCACUACGCACCCGGGGUCACUAUAGACAGCACCGGCGGGAGAACUUUCGUCGAAGGCGGCGCAUUCAUAGACGAUGACGAGGAGGGUCCGGCCUGGCAGCAUGUCGAAGACAUUUCUACCUUGACGCCUGAGGAAAAAGAGUUUGCGAAUGGGUGUCGAGCGAUGCUCGUGAGAGUGGCUCUAAGAAGGGUAUCCUUGGCUUUGGUGCGAAGGGUAAGGGUCCUGCUGGGAAGAAAUGAGCAUCGCAGGGACCUACGGGAUGACCACGGCGGAGGAACGGUCAUGGUUGCUUUUGUCGGUUGUUGGAACGUGGCUGGCUGCUUGAAAAAGGAGUGGAAGAUGUGA